Fomitiporia mediterranea MF3/22 is the source of this 552-nucleotide messenger RNA. RefSeq lists its product as uncharacterized. Lineage: Eukaryota; Fungi; Basidiomycota; Agaricomycetes; Hymenochaetales; Hymenochaetaceae. The transcript is spliced from 3 exons. The coding region runs from base 70 to 552 and encodes 160 amino acids. The record is from RefSeq and is a predicted model, not a curated record.
CCAUCUGCUGAUAUAGCUAAACGCACUGACUCGGCGCCCUCUUUCAACAACUACCUGGGCUUGUCACAAAUGAGCAAUUUUGAUGACUUCUUUGGCCAAAACAACUUCGACUCCUCGCAGAACGAGCAAACUGUCGUCGUACAGGAAAAGCAGGUCGUUUGCCAGACCCAGGAGAUUGAAGUCGUCCAGCAGAAGCUCGUCGUCCUUAUGGAAGUCAUGAAGAGGGUUUUGCUUGAGCAGGUCUGUGAAGUUGAAGUCCAGACGAUCGUCGUCCAACAGGCGUCGAGUAUCAUCUCCUCGUUCGGCAACUCCGUCAGCCACCAAUCAAAGAACCAGGCUGGAUACGACCAGAGCAUCGCAGGCCUCUUAGGCCAGGUCAUGAACUCCGACGGUUCGCUCAGCAAGAAGGACCUCGGCUUCAAGGGCUCAAACGUCGGUAACAGUUCAGUCAUCGUCGGCGGAAACAACUGGAACGACACGACGUCGCCUAACUCUGUUCAGAAGGCAAAGGACCUCGCGAAGGACGCGUCGAACUCCACGUCCAGCUCGUAA